AUGAUCAAAGCCGCUGUAAACUAUUCCCUAGUAGUUGUACUCGGAUGCAUCGUUGUGGUAACAGUCCGCGUAACUCUGCCCAGCAUAUUGGACUAUGAGGAACCGAGUUUGUUUCAGCAGAUGAAAUUCAAUGUGAUCAAAGUGUACAUAUCAUUGACGUCCAUGAUAGUGCUGGAAAUGCUACUGAUAUACUUGAGUGUUAGUGCGAUGUACAUGGUGUCUGAGUGGCUGUCUGUGUUGUAUGUGCCUCUGCUGAUAUAUGGCAUGCACCGCACAUAUGCGCUAUGUGUGGUGCAGCUGCAACCACUCAUCAGUAGAGACGACGCACACCACUUGCUUCUGCAAUACUGGCAGGAUUACUUUGAGAACGAUGAUCCCAAGUGGCUGGACCUGCAGGCCAAGCUGGGCUGUUGCGGCUUGAGCGGUCCUCGAACUUACCUGGACUACUUGCGCAAGGUGCCUGCCGUGUGCUAUCGCCAAGGCGUUCUAGUUACUCGCGGAUGUGAGUCUGUCGUCUACGAUGCAUUCCAAGGGGUGCAUCAGCUAUCCAAGCUGCUCAUCUGGCUAGCACUGGGCAUAGAGCUCGUCGCAUUACUGCUUUACACGAGGCUUAUAAUUAGGAAAUAUAGCUAUCUAAUAUGUAGAGGAAUUGUGUACAGAAGGGAUGAGUGA
Molecule: messenger RNA, 672 nt
Organism: Drosophila navojoa
Lineage: Eukaryota; Metazoa; Arthropoda; Insecta; Diptera; Drosophilidae
Cellular component (GO): membrane
Source: RefSeq, a predicted model, not a curated record